CUAAUCGAGACCAUUACAACAGUGGUGCGAUCGAUCGGGCCUGGAGGGAGAUAGCGAAGCAGCUCAACCGAACCUGCGACAUGUGCAAAACGACGUGGAUCUCACUUCGCGAGAGCCAUCGGUACAGGAAGAAAAUUGUCCAGAAGAAAUCCGGUAGCGAAGGGGGAGAGCCACUUCCAGGCCCAUCAAGCAGUUGUUUGGAGUGGGAGUUUGCGGAGGACUUAUCGUUCCUACCGGACACUUCUCGCAAGCGCAAAACGUUUUCCACCACAAAGCAAUCGGAAUCCGCUGCACAUGAAAUCGAACAAGAAAGAACUGAAGAAGAAGGUCGGACUAAUUACUUUUACCAAUCGCCACGUUCGGAAAACAAGAAGCCCAGCAAGGAAGAUGAUUCCCUCAGCGUUCUUGCGAGUAACAUUACAAGUCUAAUUGACUAUUCCAAAACGCUGGAAGACAGUCCGCUCGUGUUCCAAACAGCGUUGGCCAAUAUCGACCGCAUGCUGCAGAGGCUGUCGCCAGACGUUGCUGAAGAUGCCAUCUAUGAAAUGACCACUCUACUCUACAGAAAAAUUAAGGAGCAGCAGCAGCUGUAAUUCGUUUGCCUUACCUUACGGAAGGUAUAAUUUUAUUUGUUUUCUUUUAUGUGUACUUUAAACUCUAUUGAGGCUGUUUAGCCUUAUACCUCAUAAGAAUAAAAAGAUUCAUCUAGACUGAUAGCAUA
Aedes aegypti (yellow fever mosquito) is the source of this 721-nucleotide messenger RNA. RefSeq lists its product as uncharacterized. The transcript is spliced from 4 exons. The coding region runs from base 81 to 593 and encodes 170 amino acids. The record is from RefSeq and is a predicted model, not a curated record. Lineage: Eukaryota; Metazoa; Arthropoda; Insecta; Diptera; Culicidae.